Molecule: messenger RNA, 1227 nt
Organism: Sabethes cyaneus
Lineage: Eukaryota; Metazoa; Arthropoda; Insecta; Diptera; Culicidae
Product: serine proteinase stubble
Exons: 5
Coding region: 1-1227 (408 amino acids)
Biological process (GO): proteolysis
Molecular function (GO): serine-type endopeptidase activity
Source: RefSeq, a predicted model, not a curated record
AUGCUCUCAUGGCAUUUCUUAACGUGCGUGAUUGGAAUCCUGCUUUGCAACGGUGGCGGCGGUGGUCGACUUCUAACAAUAGCUAAUGCAAACGUCAUUCACAACGUACUGGGACUACCGACGACCUGUAUCCAUCAGAACGUGGUCCGCCAGUGUCGGUUAUCGUUUUCCUGCUGGCUUGAAGGUGGUCGUCAUGUGGCCGGUUGCGGUGAAAACCGUUGGCUCCUGUCGUGCUGCGUCAAGGACAACGAUCUUCAAAGUGCACCGACGAUGAUCAACCCCAAGCUGGCGUACGCAGCUCCGAUGCGUCCUGCGACGGCACUGAUUCCGAUGGGCCCGAUACCGAUGAUUCCCGUCAAACCACGACUCCCAGUAGUGGCGACCUCCAAGAAGAGUAGUUUCUUUCGCAGACGGUCCGAUCAAAUGGGCUUUAUGACUGAAUGCGGAAUAGCCCGCACUCCACACAACACGCUUCAGAAACGGAUUAUUGGUGGGCGAACGGCCAACUUCGCUGAGUAUCCCUGGCAAGCGCACAUUCGAAUAGCAGAGUAUCAAUGUGGUGGAGUGCUGGUUUCACGGAUGUUCGUCGCGACUGCUGCCCACUGCAUUCAGCAAGCGCGGUUAAAAGACAUCACAAUCUACCUAGGCGAGCUGGACACGCAGAACUCUGGAAAAAUAGCCGAACCGCUACCGGCAGAGAAGCAUCGGGCGGAAGUUAAAAUUGUUCAUCCUAAAUUUCUUUUCCGCAUGACCCAACCGGAUCGGUACGAUCUGGCUUUGCUUAAGUUGACCAGACCAGCUGGCUACAAGACCCACAUUCUACCGAUUUGCUUGCCAACGAAACCGUUGGAACUGAUUGGGAGAAAAGGUUUUAUAGCCGGUUGGGGCAAGACCGACGCCAAUAUGGGCCAAACCGGGACGAAUAUUCUUCGCACGGCAGCGGUUCCGAUCAUAAGUACAAAGGAUUGUCUUCGGUGGCACAAAAGUAAGCACAUCAGUGUUGAGUUGUAUAAUGAAAUGUUUUGCGCCGGGCACUCGGAUGGUCAUCAGGAUGCCUGUCUGGGUGAUUCCGGUGGUCCACUGAUCAUCAAUGACCGGGGACGAUUUACACUGAUCGGCAUCACCAGUGCGGGAUUCGGUUGCGGAAUAGAUCAUCAACCGGGAAUCUACCAUAAUAUUCAGAAAACGGUCAAAUGGAUUCAAAACGUGAUUAUGACUGAGAGUUGA